AAAGAGAUACUACCACGCAAGCCCAUCACGUUGCCGGCCACAUUCCAAACCUCUCUCCGCGUUUCCAACUACCUACUUUACCAAGGCGAAGGCCGAUUUAUCACUUAUUACUUUUUCGUUUGUUUUUCCCUAUUAUCACAUCGACACGGCAGAAACACCAACUGUUUAGCGAUUAACAAGGCACCCCAUCCUUCGAGUCGAGAUACCCCUCAUAUUAACGGCGCCAUGUUGCUGAAGCCCCUCACACUGGUGGCGGGCCUUCUGGCCGUCCCAGCCGCGCGCGCAUUCCUUAUCCCUCCCGAAGUUAGCGAUACCGACAUCCAGGUCGCCAAUACCAUCGCGGGCAUCAACUCCCACGUCACCGAUGUUCAGAUCGUCGAUGUCAACUGCCCCGGCUGCCCGGUCCUGUUGACGAACAGACGGGGCAAGAGUGUCCAGUUCAAGACCAAGUUCCCAAGCCAUCUCGAGCUGGCCUUCUCCGUCGACCACCUGGCCGACCACGACCGCCUGCUGCUGAACGGUGUCGAGCUCUAUCCCUCAGGCGAGACGAUGACCACGACCGUCAAAGCGCCACAAAUCGUCGACCGAAAGCCCAAGGGGAAGCGGCAUCACCCCGAUGGCGAGAAGCACAAGGGCAAGGGCCGUUAUAGGGUCUACCCUCAACCGCAGCAGUUGAGCUUUGCCGUGCAGGUUGCGACCACGCCGAAGGACGCCGAAGGGAAGGUUGUGGUGGAUAUCGAGUUCCAGGUCAUGGCGGUUGGCCCCACCUUCAUCGACGGAAUUCCCAGCGUCAAGGUCAACAUCAUCCAGGACGGCGAAGGCCGCUUGAUCAUCUCUCAAAUCCAAAAGGGCGAGCCCAGCAACGUAUUCCUCAAGAAGCUUCCCGGCGGUGACACAAAAGAGUGCACUACCUCGGUAUGCAGGUGGCUAGCCGCUGCCCUGGAAAAGAUCAAGAGCUUCAAGGGCAUUGGUCACUGCGCCAACAAGGGCGGCGAGAAGUCGCCCAUCUCCGACGAGGCUUCUCACUCUCACCCCCACGCCCAUCGCCCCGUGACCGGCCACGGCCACCAGGAGCACCGCUGGGGCAAGCUGUUUAAGCACAUGGCCUCGCACAUCCUGCUGCCCGUGCUCAUCGGCAUCGUCGCCGGCGUGACCGUCAGCCUCAUCGGCAUGGCCGUCGGCACCGUCCUUGUCUCCCUCUGGCGCCUCUUCUUCCGCCGCCGCAGCAGCAGCAGCACCAGCGGCCACCGCCGUCGCCACUCGCACCACAAGGCGCCGCGCAAGGAGGUCGUGGUUGUGGAGGAGGAGAAGGCCGGCCUGAUGGAGAACCAGGACGCGCCCCCGUCGUAUGAGGAGCAGGAGACCCCGAAGACGCAGGUCUAGAGAGGAUAGGACAGGAGGCGGGAAAAGGGGCGUUGAGUAUAGCGGUGUCGUUGCUGUAUGAGUAUAGGGGGAACAAGCAGUGCAGCGGUUGGUUUGGAUGCGGAGUUUUCAGCAGGCGUUUUAGGGGUUUCAGCGGUUGGUUGGGAGGUUGGGAGAUUGGGAGAUUGGGUUGGGGAUUUUGACGGGAUUGGGGAUACAGAACCUGGGUUGAGAUCCCCGACACUCCUUUUCUGGGCAUCUUGGGUUGGGGGUUGGAUGUGGUCUGGUCUGGUCCGGGUCUGGUUUGGUCUGACGUUGGAUUUCCUAUUUUUCCUUUUUUAUACCCACGAUACAACCACAUUCCUUGAGCAUCGACACCCACAAAAUAUGGGCUUUUUCCUAGGCUGGGCUUGGUUUGAUGAUUGACAUCCCCCCUUGAGGGCAAAUAACAAUACAUGUUUCAUUGUUACAAUAC
Molecule: messenger RNA, 1837 nt
Organism: Chaetomium fimeti
Lineage: Eukaryota; Fungi; Ascomycota; Sordariomycetes; Sordariales; Chaetomiaceae
Exons: 2
Coding region: 226-1383 (385 amino acids)
Source: RefSeq, a predicted model, not a curated record